This is a messenger RNA of Cylindrotheca closterium, 2598 nucleotides long. NCBI's taxonomy places the organism in Eukaryota, Bacillariophyta, Bacillariophyceae, Bacillariales, Bacillariaceae. The record is from the annotation of a GenBank genome assembly.
AUGAGCGACAAUACAGUAGAUAAAAAUAGAGAUUUUCAGGAAAAAACUGAGGAGUUCAAUUGGUCAGCUUUUUACGAUGAUGAAGGAAGAAUAUACUACUACAACGAGAAGAGUGGAGAAAGUUCAUGGGAUGCGCCUGCACGUUUCAACCCGCCUCCGAACGAUGCUGCAGAGCAAUCAUCUGUAAAGGACGUGGACUCCACCGCUGAGGAUAACGCGGCUGAUGCGUCGAAGGAUCCAGAUAAAAAUAAUUGGGUGCUGUACCAUGACGAUGAGGGGCGCGAGUAUUUUUUCAACACCUUGACAGAAGAAACGACUUGGGAAAAGCCAGUUGAAUUCGAGAAACGAAGUGAGAAGUCUCCUGAUGAAGCUUCAACGGUAACAGCAAAAAGUCCAGAACAAGAAUAUUCAGACCGUAUCUCUGAGAAUAUCGAAGAUGAUGAUUCUUUGCAGAGAAUUCCUGCGAAGGAACAUAUGGUAGAUGACAUGCAAGUGGAGGAAAAACAAACAGAGCCAGAGGUUAUAGUUGACCAGUUGGAGGUUGCGGAGCAGGCUUUGAAGCUCCCAGAUGCUAUUCUAGAACCAGGUGUUAUGACUCAUUUGACCGAAAUUGUUUCAAGAGAUGAUGGGAACCCAGAACGUGCAAUUCAAGCGCUCAGCAAGAGUUAUAAUGGUACAACAGCUGUUUGUGGUUUGCUCAGUCGGUGGCUGGCAGAUCUGAAGUCUCUAUCGGCGGUUGCCGAUGUCGUUGACACAGAGAAACGUCGGGAGAGGCAAUCCAAAGCAUUUCGAAAGUCAACUGAUGAUAUUCGGGAAAUGGCACAAGCUGUCAUUUUUAGAAUCUCGAGAGAGAAAUUCACAAACGGAGGGGGUGAUAACAUUCUGAACUUGCACAAGGCUGAAGUUGCUUUCUUGGAAAAAAUGAUGGAUUCGAAACGAUGGAGGGGUUUACUGAUUGAUUUGAGCGCCUCGAACAAAGAUAGUGCAAUGCUACGAUACUGCUUAAGAGCAAUAUCGAAGAGAGGUCACCACCGCGAAAUUGCCAAUCGGAUUGAUCAGUCUGAUCAUUUUGCAGUCUUUGAUGCAAUGCUUGCUUCUGAGGUAGCAGCUGUCGGGAAAAUUGCGGUGUCCUUGUGUCAAGAGCAGGAUAGCACUAUUCAUUUGGACGAGCUUGUCAGUGGUCUCCGUCGGACAUGUACCUCGACCGCAUAUACGUACAUUUUUACAUUGGAGGUAUUGGAUCAUCUUGUAACCGUCGCGAGAAGGAAAGCUGUUGGGCUUCAUGGCAAAGAGUACCGAGUUUUUCUGCGAGCAAUUCGUAAGUGGGAAAGGCUUGGUGAUGACUUGAAGAGUAGUAUGAUAGACCCAGCCUCUACGAAUGCGACUCCAUUGUUCCGCAAGAGGAGACUCGAUGUUGCUAUGACGAUCAGUGAGCUGCAUCAACGACAGCGGAGACGAACUUUACCUGAUGGUAACAAUAUCACUGGGAGACGUCCUGUUGAUGAAGUGGAGGCGAAACGAGAAAAUGCUGUACACUCAUUUCUGCGCCAGUAUUCUCUCAGUACUCGUGUUGACGAUAGUUUUUUGGACUCAAUAUUAGAAAGCGGAUCGACUGAACUGUCAGCCAAUUCUUCAGGUGCUCUUCUGGUGAAACGUCCAAUAUCGGUAAAGGCAUUGCUUGGAUAUCUCUACAAACCUGGAGGCCAAAGAGUGGGUUCUGUUGUGACGAAGAAAAAAUGUGCAAUGAUAAUUGCACAUUCAGCUAUAGCCGCAGAAAACGAAAUUACUUCUGCGAGUAAUGAGCAGAGUGAGGAAACAAUUCAAGUAACCGACAAAGUCGCGCUCACGCGAAACCUUGUUGACGGCAGUAAUCUAUGCCAAGAGCUGGAGAACAUGGUCUCGUUCAUUGUGACACAAAAUGCAACAAAAAAAGCACAACAGAGUUCAGGCGAACGACUUGUCGUUCUGGCUACAGGUAGCUCACUCGUUGCUCAUGGUGUCGCCAUGUGGGCACGCAACAUGGUCAAAGGCAAUGAUUUCGUAUCUUCUGGGACCUACGCAACUGUCUCCCCCAGUAUCCUGUCCUUGGUUCGAGUUUUGUAUACAAUUCAUAAAUCUCUUCGAGAUGAUUCACUCGAGGUCGCUUUCAGUUUCUUGUCUCAUUCAAAUACUGAUUCAGACGUUUCAUACCAAAAGUUGAACGAAAUAAAGGAACAGAGCCUUCGUCUGCUACUUGUUCUAUCUGUCGCCGGAGAAUCGCCCACAGCUCUCUUGAGAAUGACCCAACUAUUGGAAGAAUCGGGCAGUUCAGCACUUGACUCCUCACUGAUUCGAUACUUUGUUUCUGGUCUUCUGAGUGUGAUUCAGGGACCUUUCUCUAUCCCCUUUAUGCGUACCCUUGCAGCCUUUCUGAAGGUACCAUCAUGUGUUGACGCUCUCAAAACAUCAUACUUCGAGGCAACGGAGCAAGCGAAGCUAUCAGUUGUUAUGAAUGUGUUCAGGCAAGAACUCGACAGCAAGACAGCGGUAUUGAAUCCUGAGGAUAUCGAACUUUUUCUGUCCUUGCUCUCCAAUUACGCUACCACCAGAACAGAAUAA